AUGGAAGCUAGAAUGAGACCAUCUUCCUAUGGUCUUCCUGUGAAUAGCCCAGAUCAUGAGAAAUCGUUGCUGAUUGUCUCCUUGAUGGGCCUGCACAAAGGUGGCGACGUGAUGCUCUCCCAACACUUCCGAAAGUCGCUUCCUGACAACGUCCAUAUCCAAACAUGGCAUCCAUCGGAUUCCCUGCUACAAUCAAUUGCUAGCAAAAGCCCGCGCCGGGACUGUGUGGGCACCAUUUACGCUGUCGCAAUCCUGGCAUACCGAUCGGGCUGGUCGGGCCUGAUUGUAGCAGAUGCUUUGACUUCACGCCAGCUCAGUGGAACUCAGCGUGUGGGCGAAAGUCCGUUGGUUUCGGUCAUCAUGGUAGCCGUUAAACCAAGUAUACCCCUAUCAUCACCAGACACUUCAGAGAAUGAUGAAGUUCACGUCUUUCUCGAACGCACGACUGGCGACGAAGGAGAAAACGCAGCACUACUGAAGGCAUUGCAAAACCUGGAGGUUUCCGAGCCGUAUAGCUACGAUUGGUUAUACACCAUGGGCGAUGGUAUCUACACUGAAAUGGGCCUCGUCCUAAAUGAUCCAGAUCGCCCAGUGUUCUCUGCGGACACGGCGAAACUACUUGGACAUGAGGAACUCUCGAACGCCAUGACUAAGAUUCUACUGCAGCACACGCCCCUUCCCGCGGAGAUAGUUCUUCGGACUGUCUCCUAUAUCCAUGAUGAACAGCUCAAUCCGAUGCCUUCAUGGCUGGGCAUCUUCAGCUUGCAGAAUCUGUAUUUUGUAGUAUUGUUCCCUACUACAGCCGAGGAGCUCAGCACUAUGCACUCCACGAUACAGAAGGCAGUUAGCUUUCUGCUGGAGACAAAGUCGCGCUAUCGGUAUGAAAUGAACGUCCGAUUGAUCCCAUGGGAGCUCCAUCGUGUCGCAUCUCGACGUGACUUACUACGCACGUACAGGGAAUAUCGACAACGACAGCCUGGUCAUAACAUGCAUUUCAUUCCUGGGCCCUUCAAAUACGAUGACGAUGAUGAUGUAUACUUUACAAAAUUCGGGAUCAUACGUUUUGAAAUCCAGGAGUUAGCAAUCGUCUCGUGGGCGACAUUGGGCGAAAUUCUUGAAUAUACCUAUGGAAGACCCGAGUGCCCGAAUUUUGAAAUGAUAUAUCCAUUCGACAGGCCGUUUCACGUCGACCUUCCACUCUGGCUAUCGGCUGAUUCGGAGGAUGACUCCAUACCAGUGUUCUAUCUCACCAACAAACUGACAGACGAACAGGACAAGGCAAUUCGAGACGAAAUGGACAGGGGGGACGAUGACCAUAUCAAAGAGUAA
This is a messenger RNA of Monascus purpureus, 1329 nucleotides long. NCBI's taxonomy places the organism in Eukaryota, Fungi, Ascomycota, Eurotiomycetes, Eurotiales, Aspergillaceae. The record is from the annotation of a GenBank genome assembly.